UUCAUCGUCUGUAUUCCUUUCCUUGCAGCUGUUUGGAACGAUAGUCUGGAUUUUGGUAGCUUGUACUCGAAUUCCACUACCAGUGCUGCAGGGAUGGGUAAUGUUUGUAGCAGUGACUGCAUGGCUCCUGUCCAUUGUGUUCCUGUGUGUGUUCCUCUUCGGUUUUGCAAAUAGAAUUGCUGUCAACUGGAACCAGGCGGAUUUUCUUUUCCAUGGGAUUACUUUUGUCUUUUAUUUUGGAGCUUUUCUGCUGCAAUCAGCAACUACAUCUCUGCAUUACUUUCCCCGCAAACUCGAAUCCACCACACAAGAGGAGAUUCUAACUGGUCGUGAAUAUGACAUAAGUGUAGUAGCCUCG
Messenger RNA from Pelecanus crispus (Dalmatian pelican), 358 nucleotides. Lineage: Eukaryota; Metazoa; Chordata; Aves; Pelecaniformes; Pelecanidae. The record is from RefSeq and is a predicted model, not a curated record.